This is a messenger RNA of Nestor notabilis (Kea), 1548 nucleotides long. Its product is annotated as cAMP-specific 3',5'-cyclic phosphodiesterase 4D. The coding region runs from base 1 to 1548 and encodes 515 amino acids. The record is from RefSeq and is a predicted model, not a curated record. NCBI's taxonomy places the organism in Eukaryota, Metazoa, Chordata, Aves, Psittaciformes, Psittacidae. Gene Ontology annotation, molecular function: ATPase binding; 3',5'-cyclic-AMP phosphodiesterase activity; transmembrane transporter binding. The transcript has 10 exons. Gene Ontology annotation, biological process: regulation of cardiac muscle cell contraction; signal transduction; cAMP catabolic process. Gene Ontology annotation, cellular component: nucleus; cytosol; perinuclear region of cytoplasm.
AUGCCUGAGGCAAAUUAUUUGCUCUCGGUUUCCUGGGGCUACAUAAAGUUCAAGAGAAAAAACCGGGAGCUAACCCAUCUAUCUGAAAUGAGCAGGUCAGGCAACCAGGUCUCAGAAUACAUAUCGAACACUUUCUUAGACAAACAACAUGAAGUUGAAAUCCCAUCUCCAACACAGAAGGAGAAAGAGAAAAAGAAGAGGCCAAUGUCCCAGAUCAGUGGAGUCAAAAAGCUCAUGCACAGCACCAGCCUAACUAAUUCCAGUAUUCCCCGAUUUGGAGUUAAAACAGACCAUGAAGAGAGUCUUGCCAAGGAACUAGAAGAUGUGAAUAAAUGGGGCCUUCAGGUUUUCAGAGUAGCAGAGUUAUCUGGAAACAGACCUUUGACAGUCAUCAUGCAUACCAUUUUUCAGGAACGGGACUUGUUAAAAACGUUUAAGAUUCCAGUGGAUACUUUAAUAACUUACUUAAUGACCCUUGAAGACCAUUACCAUUCAGAUGUGGCAUAUCACAACAACAUACAUGCUGCAGAUGUUGUUCAGUCAACCCAUGUCCUGCUAUCAACUCCGGCAUUAGAGGCAGUGUUCACUGAUUUGGAGAUUCUUGCAGCAAUUUUUGCCAGUGCAAUACAUGAUGUAGAUCAUCCUGGGGUUUCAAACCAGUUUCUUAUCAACACAAAUUCUGAACUUGCCUUGAUGUACAAUGACUCAUCGGUACUGGAGAAUCACCACUUAGCUGUGGGCUUCAAGCUGCUGCAGGAAGAAAAUUGUGACAUUUUCCAAAAUUUGAGCAAAAAACAGAGGCAAUCAUUGAGGAAAAUGGUCAUUGACAUUGUGCUUGCAACAGACAUGUCUAAGCAUAUGAAUCUAUUGGCUGAUUUAAAAACGAUGGUUGAAACCAAAAAAGUGACCAGUUCUGGUGUCCUACUUCUUGAUAACUAUUCAGACAGAAUUCAGGUUCUUCAGAAUAUGGUGCACUGUGCAGAUCUAAGCAAUCCAACUAAGCCACUCGAUCUCUACCGCCAAUGGACAGAUAGAAUUAUGGAGGAAUUUUUUCGUCAGGGAGAUCGGGAAAGAGAGAGGGGAAUGGAGAUAAGUCCCAUGUGUGAUAAGCACAAUGCAUCUGUGGAAAAAUCACAGGUGGGGUUUAUAGACUAUAUUGUUCAUCCUCUGUGGGAGACAUGGGCAGAUCUUGUUCACCCAGAUGCCCAGGAAAUCUUAGAUACACUGGAGGACAAUCGAGAAUGGUACCAGAGCACAAUCCCUCAAAGUCCAUCUCCUGCAGCUGAUGAUCAGGAAGAGGGUAAGCAGACCCAAACUGAAAAAUUCCAGUUUGAACUAACACUGGAGGAAGAUGGUGAGUCAGACACAGAAAAGGACAGUGGAAGUCAAGUAGAAGAAGACACCAGCUGCAGUGACUCCAAGACUCUUUGCACCCAGGAUUCAGAAUCCACUGAAAUUCCUCUUGAUGAACAAGUAGGGGAAGAAGUAGAAGAGGAGGAGAACCAGACAGAACCUUGUGUGGUAGAAGACCAUACUCCUAACACGUAA